This is a messenger RNA of Prunus armeniaca (apricot), 408 nucleotides long. Lineage: Eukaryota; Viridiplantae; Streptophyta; Magnoliopsida; Rosales; Rosaceae. The record is from the annotation of a GenBank genome assembly.
AUGGUUAAGUUUCUGAAGCCUAACAAGGCCAUCAUCAUCCUCCAGGGCCGCUACGCCGGACGCAAGGCCGUGAUCGUUCGCGCCUUCGACGACGGCACUCGCGAUCGUCCCUAUGGCCACUGUUUGGUUGCGGGGAUAAAGAAGUAUCCCAGCAAGGUUAUCCGCAAGGACUCGGCGAAGAAGACUGCCAAGAAAUCCAGGGUAAAGCCCUUCGUCAAGCUCGUGAACUACCAGCACCUCAUGCCCACUCGCUACACCCUGGAUGUGGAUCUCAAGGACGUCGUCAACGUUGAAGCUUUCGCGACCAAGGACAAGAAGGUGACUGCAUUGAAGGAGACCAAGAAGCGCUUCGAGGAGCGGUUCAAGACCGGGAAGAACAGGUGGUUCUUCACCAAGCUCAGGUUCUGA